Molecule: messenger RNA, 864 nt
Organism: Diaporthe citri
Lineage: Eukaryota; Fungi; Ascomycota; Sordariomycetes; Diaporthales; Diaporthaceae
Exons: 2
Coding region: 1-864 (287 amino acids)
Biological process (GO): protein histidyl modification to diphthamide
Molecular function (GO): diphthine synthase activity
Source: RefSeq, a predicted model, not a curated record
AUGCUGUACCUCGUAGGCCUUGGGCUGUCCGAUGAGACAGAUAUCACUGUCAAAGGCCUGGAGGUGGUGAAGAAGGCAUCACGAGUCUAUCUGGAGGCCUACACCAGCAUUCUGCUCGUGGACCAACCUGCCCUGGAAGCCUACUAUGGCCGCACAGUGAUACUGGCCGACCGCGAAAUGGUCGAGUCCAACAGCGAAGAGAUCCUGCGAGACGCCCAGACCGAGGAUGUGGCCUUCCUCGUCGUCGGCGACCCCUUCGGCGCGACCACGCACACCGACCUCGUCCUGCGCGCGCGCGAGCUGCAGAUCCCCGUGCGGACCGUCCCGAACGCCUCCAUCAUGAGCGGAAUCGGCGCCGCGGGCCUGCAGCUCUACAACUUCGGGCAGACUGUGAGCAUGGUGUUCUUCACGGACAACUGGCGGCCGAGCUCGUUCUACGACCGAAUCAAGGAGAACAGGCAGAUCGGCCUGCACACGCUCGUGCUGCUGGACAUCAAGGUCAAGGAGCAGAGCAUGGAGAACCUGAUGAGGGGCAGGAAGAUCUUCGAGCCGCCGCGGUACAUGACCGUGGGCCAAUGUGCCUCGCAAAUGCUCGAGGUUGAGGAGGACAGGCAGGAGGGCGUGUAUGGGCCCGACAGCCUUGCCAUCGGCGCGGCAAGGGUUGGCGGCAAGGAGGAGAAGUUCGUCGCGGGCACGCUUAAGGAGUUGUGUGAUCAGGACGAGGUGCUUGGCGCUCCCCUGCACAGCCUGGUGCUCCUGGGACGGAGGACGCACGAGCUGGAGCACGACUAUGUCCGCGAAUUCGCCGUCAACAAGGAGACUUGGGACAGCAUUUGGAAGGCCGAGUACGGCAAGCAGCAAUGA